AUCGCCCAGAGCCCCAUUCCUGAAAAAGUUUACGUAGUUUUAUCUACGUAGCUGAAAUGUAGAGCCGUGGACGUUACUCCGCAAACCACACUGGGCCCCGAUGGAGUCGGUGCAAUCAGCUGCGCAUCAUAUCUCGUUAUGAUAAACAAGUAAUGAACGGCGAAAACACAUAAUUAAACAAUGGAAGGAAUGCUGUAUAAGUGGACCAAUUACAUAAGUGGUUGGCAGCCUCGUUGGUUUGUGCUUGACGGAGGAACUUUGUCUUACUAUGACUCCCAAGAGGAUGCCUGGAAAGGUUGCAAGGGCAGCAUUAAAAUUUCAGUUUGUGAAAUCCAAGUUCAUUCCUCUGACUCUACACGAGUUGACCUGACCAUACCAGGAGAGCAGUACUUUUACCUCAGAGCCAUCAAUGCAGCAGAAAGGCAGAAAUGGCUGGUGGCGUUGGGAACAGCCAAAGCUUGCCUUACAGACAACCGAACAAAAAGAGAAAAAGAGCUCCAGGAGAACACAGAGGCUCUGAAAACUAAGAUGUCGGAACUCAGGUUGUACUGUGAUCUUCUUCUCCAGCAAGUAAACAAGAUCAAGGAGAAUGAUGAGCUAGGAGACGCAGCGGAGACAGGCAUAGACACUGGAAACAUGGUGAAGUCAACAUGCACCACUUUCCUGAAGACUCUAGAGGAAUGCAUGCAGAUAGCAAAUCGUACUUUUAGUUCAGAUUUGGCGACUCAGAGUCCACCAGGAUCUCCUCCAGUAGCAGCCAUCAAACCCCAGAAGAUUAAACCUGUCAAUCAUUUAAAUCAGAACCUUGGAGAAAAAUGGAGAGGUUUGGCUGAAACCUCAGGAGAAGCAAUUGCACAUGACAACCAGAGCCUUGACUCUGGAGCAGAGGGACCAGAUGAACAAGAUAGACCAGGACAUCAUCCUUCCCCAUCAGACACUGAAGCAAGCAACGGCAACAGCUCAGUCCAUGAGGAGCGAGCUGAUCCGACCCUACACACUACCCAGAAUUCCUCUGAGAAUGAACACUACGAGCAACCAGCAGAGGGGGAUGAGGAAGAUGAAGCAGACGAUCAAAGGGAGACGAAACAAGAGCAGAAGCACAAAGUGGACCAAAGUCAAGAAGAGCACGACAACAACAACAAGGAAGUGGACACUGUCCAACCACAGCACCAACGGGAGGCCGUCGAAGACCGAGACGCGGCUCAGCAUGAAGACGAGACCUCCAGAGAUUCAACAGAGCCCGAAGACACAGAGCAGGUGGAAACUUUCUUCAGCACAAUGAGUCACAGAUUUAGUGAUAUAAGACUGGAGGACGACAAUGGUAUCCCUACACAAGAGUUUUUGGACUCAUGCUAUGCAAUAGUGCCUGUAUUAGACAAACUGGGGUCCACAGUCUUUGCACCAGUUAAAAUGGAUUUUGUUGGAAAUAUCAAGAAAAUUCACCAGAAGCUGAUGUCAGACCCUGACAGCUUCCCCACGCUGCAGUCCAUCGUGCUGCACGAAGUCCAUACAGAUGUUGCCCAGGUGCGCAACUCAGCCACCGAAGCUCUGCUGUGGCUCAGACGGGGCCUGAAGUUCCUCAAAGAGUUUCUGUCAGAGGUCAACGCAGGAGAACAAGACAUCCAGGGAGCGUUAAAUAACGCCUAUGGAAAGACCCUUCGACAGUACCAUGGAUGGGUCGUGCGAGGGGUAUUUGCUUUAGCCCUGAGAGCCGCCCCAUCUUAUCAAAGUUUCACCGCUGCCUUAGUGUCAAGAGAGGGCGAUGAGGUGAAGAGCGGCUUCACCAGCGGCAUGCACAGAGACCUGGGCAUGUACCUGCCUGCCAUGGAAAAACAGCUGGCCAUCCUGGAUUCCCUAUAUGAAGAGUACAACCUGGAGUCUGAUGAGGUGGUGUGAAACUUGUAACAAAAAGGAUGAUUAGAAUUCAAAGAAAAGCAGAACCUGACCGCAGGGGCAUAGUAGUGUCUUAACUGCUGAAGGAAGGUGCCAGAUGCAGAGUGCAUCUUGUGUACAAAGUAAUGUGAGCAUGUCCCCUGUCAGUGUGAAGUGUUUCCAGUGGUUCUUAAACUCCACAACAGUAGAGGGUCUAGGUUUGAAGAGGGUAUUAAUGUCUGUAGGAGCCCACAAGGGUGAGCAUUAACAAUUAAGGCAUUAUGGCGUGACAAAAUGUAGAUUCCAGGUCUUGUUCAAAAGACCAUUGACAAUGUAGGGGUAUGAAGCCCUGUUAUGCAGACUCCAACAAUAAUUAUCCAUGGUGACAUUUGUUUCUGGUGCACAUUUUGUGUGUUGUGGCUUUUUAUGUACUGUACGUGUUUUAAGGUACAUAACCACGAGGUAUUCAACUCUACUUCCCUGAGAGAUCAUUCGUGAAUGCAAAGAAGUUUCUAAUCAAGGUUAUCCCCUUUCCUUGGGGUCAUGAUACUUGCAACAAACACAAAGCACUAUCAUAUGUCAUAUCGUUACAACGCCCAAAAUACGCCUUAAGUAUGUGAUGGAAUAACAUACUAGGCUAACUUUUAGUGUAUUAGGUGAACAUUUAUCUUGCACUGACUGUCGACAUUUAGUGGUAUGAUAAAUAUUGAUUUAGUUUCUUUUCCUGAUAUUUUAGUCUAAAUCCUGCAGUUUGACAAUGUAUUACUUAGUUUUGACAUCACUGACAUGUUAUGAGCUUAUUGCUCUAGAGACUUUCCAUGGGACCAAAAAGGAACUGUCACGUGAAUGGCUUUAGCCUCCGCUGCCUACAAUACCGCAACACACAAGGAUGAAAUAAUACAGUAUAUCUGUUGACGUACUGAUAACUGCUGAAUAUUUACGUGGACAUCCUCUGCACAAACUUAUGCAUUUUUCACAGUGUCUAUUUAUUAUGUCUUAAGUUAUAAACUUCUCAUUAAUGUCAUGGGGAUCAUUUCAGUCUGUCUUUUGUGUAUAUGUAUGGACAUUCGUAUUCAUAGGGCAUGUUUAUUGAUUGCAUGGAUUUAUGUAUUAAGUAACAUAGGUGCCAAUGGAAACUAAAUACAGGCCAAGGCCUUGAAUUAACCAAGUAAAUUAAUGAUCAUCAAGGGGAUAGACUGUGAGAGUUAACAUCCAUUGCUUCUCCUUAAUGUCUAUAGUGAUAAUGAACAAUAACCUUUAGCAGAUUUCAGCUUUGUUUUCCACCAUCCCAUCCAUGCACUGUUCCACAUGUACUUGAGUGUUGUUGCCAGCUGUACUUAACACUUUAUGAUGUCAGUUCAACAAUUUAAAAAAAAGAGCAGGAAGACGCCUCCUGGCCAGGUUUGAAAGCGUGAGCGUAGAUUCACUGAGCCAUUCCAGCAAAGCAGGAACAUCCUCAUAGGGCUUUUUUACAGAGACAUACCACAUAGUAUUUUUAACUUUUCUUUUGAGUUUUUAGGAAGGCAUCCAGUGGGGAAAAAAAACCUCUUUUACAACAAAUAACAAGUCAUCUGCAGCAGGUUUACAUCACAGAUGUGCAAUAGGCCAAUUUCCUGUUGCAGAUCCAAUGUUAAUUCUGAAAAUAUGCUAUUGUAAUAUUCUAAACAUUUGAUUUGGUUUUUUUCUAUGAAUGUACAUAAGAUGCUAUUUGAUUUUUUUCUUAAUAAAUAAUUAAGUUGUCUUA
This is a messenger RNA of Lates calcarifer (barramundi perch), 3616 nucleotides long. RefSeq names its product pleckstrin homology domain containing, family A (phosphoinositide binding specific) member 8 (gene plekha8). Gene Ontology annotation, biological process: intermembrane lipid transfer; ceramide transport. The transcript is spliced from 13 exons. NCBI's taxonomy places the organism in Eukaryota, Metazoa, Chordata, Actinopteri, Centropomidae. Gene Ontology annotation, molecular function: ceramide 1-phosphate transfer activity; ceramide 1-phosphate binding. The coding region runs from base 181 to 1896 and encodes 571 amino acids. The record is from RefSeq and is a predicted model, not a curated record. Gene Ontology annotation, cellular component: cytosol; cytoplasm; membrane.